GACACAUUGAAGCGCACACGCUGUAGCGGUUUCCGGUUGCAGGAGAAACAUUGCAAAUGUGUUCUGGUGUUUACACGUUUUCAUACAAACGACAGUAAAAACCAUGGAAAUCCUUGGAGAGGAGUUUGGGGAUAUGACUCCCCAGCAGCUCGCGGCUCCUGUCAACACUAUAGAGGUAAUUAUAUUGUUGCAUUAGCACAAGAUGAGGAUGAUGGGACGAGCAGAUAAGCCGAAGUGGUGUGCAGCUUGCUAGCCACCUGCUAUGUGUUGUUUUCAUCAAUGUAGCUAACUAAUUUAGUUUUUAGCUAAGUUAGCUAGCUAGAUACUUGCCUGGAAACCCGACGUUGAAUUGCAUUGAAUUCUACGUCGGGCAGAAAUAAGCGUUUGAAUUAGGAAAGCUUCCUCUCACGACCUUUACAAUCCAGAAUUAAGUGAUAAUGCCCGAGAAGCCGGUGUUUGGAGGAUAUAUUGGCAUCAGUGUUGUUAGGCCGAGACUAAGUCGAGGGCCGGCAAACCGUGCCGAUAUAUCCUCCAAACACCGGCUUCGAGGGAAUUAUCACUUUUAUACAACGGGUUACCAACAUAUUCAAAUAAUUAUUGACAUAUUUUCAUUAACGUUAUUUUGAUGAAUUUAUAAAUACAAUUUCAUCCUUCCAGAAAUCUAGGGUUGCUACCCAAGCCGGCUGGUCGUUCGUUUUGUCAUCGGUUCGGUUGCUAGAGACGCAACCCAGUCGUUCUAAAUAUUCCAUUGUCAUACUGGCUGUCAACGUUCUUAUCCCUUGUUCGCUAACUAGCCAACUACGGCUAACUUAGUCACGUCAAAAAGUGCAGCCAGAAUAACAGCAAAGUAGCCGCAUUUGCAUUUGUUUAAGCUGUUUUCUAGUGACAUGGCAUAGAAAAUGUGCUCACUCGUCAGGACACUGUUUUUCAGAGGAGCUAGCCAACACAGCUAACACAAGCACUUCAAACUGAACCUGGAAAGACUUCCAACUAGCUGCACUUCGUUUCACCUUUUUUCAAUUGACAUUAAUUUGUAUAUAUCCAUAAAAAUGAUGCCAGCUGAUUCAUGAUUUCUACUGGCUGAGAAACGCUACCUAUCUGUCUCGUCCCGACACGUUCAUUACUAUGGGACAGCUGGAGAUGGAAUUUGAAUAUUGAAACAAAUUCGGAGAGACAGACAGCAAGGUUUAUACAAAUCUCCGCUGUUGAAAACUAAAUGUUAGUCUAAAAUAAUUGUGAUGCUUUAUAUAGUGGAGAUCAAGUUUAUAAAUUGCUUGGCUGGGCUGAUGAGACAAUGGAUUGUGCAGUCAGAUGUAACAGAGUAAAUAGGAAUUUUAAUGUAAUGGAUUAGACCCACCCUGUUGUAUAAUGUUGAUGAAAAUCAUAUGCACAGAACCAUGUAAACAUGUGCACAAGCUCUUCAUGUAUGCAUGCGUCCAGUGCAUGUAUUUUUAUCUUGUGCACAUACUUCAGUUGAUAGAAAGUUGAAUGCACUACCAGCGCGUUGAAAGUGGAUGUAAUUUCCUGUGGAUAUAUUGUCUCACAUUCCUACUGCCAAAAAGACCAACUGCACAGACAACCAUUCUAUUAAACAUUCUGGCUUGUAGAGGGCCUGAUAGGAAACUUACCUGACUCAAACGCUCAUUUCUGCCCAAUGUAGAAUUCGCAAUUCAACAUCGAGUUUCCAGGCAAGCUAGAUACUAGCCCUUGAUCAUGACUCUCAGUUCAGAUUGAGCAGCAAUGCUCAAUCUGAACAUUAACAGGCGUCGCUUGCGGUGCGGUUUUUGAAGCAUCAGGACCUUAUCUUUCAUAUCAGCAAUAAAUAAUUUUCCAAAACCAAAAGGUUAAAGUGAUACACCUUGAUAGGGUUAGUGUUCCCACACGGCCAUAUCUCCAUGUUACAGCACUUGUUCACGGAAAACAGAUGGAAGACAAGAGGUGACCACCUGUACUAAUUAGCUAUCUAGAAUGCUCUGAACACUUAUGUGUACAGUGUUGCCAAUUCCUCAGUAAGGAAAGUAGCUAUUGGCUGUCCUAAAAGUCGCUAGAAGUAGCUAGAUGACGUCAUCACCUAAUUUGCAUAAUUGGCCAUGUGCAUGUAAUUGUGAUGGACGCUGUAGGAGAGAGGAAUAAUGUCGUGGGAGAGACAAAAAGUGAGUAAAAAACACCCUACAUUUACAUCCCGCCCUGAAUGUAAGCCAGGGCGGGAUCAGCCAGUGGCGGCUUCCCGCAUGCACGAUUCAUUUGCAGUCUGGACGCGGAGGGGUUAACAUCUCCUGCUCUGACUGCAGCUGGGAGGGACUGCUGUGCGAGGACUGGGCCGCCUGUGAGUGCUUUGGGACUGGGGUGGGGCCCACGGCAGCACCCGCUGCUCAUUGAGAAGAGUAAGAACGAUACGUGCUUUCAUGUUGGUGCCCACGGGUGGGGGGGUGCCCACGGGUGGGGGGGGGGGGCACGGCAGCAGCACCUGCUGCUCGUUGAGAAGAGUAAGAACGGUACGUGCUUUCACGUCAGUCUCCAAAAGUCUCCAAUAACACCAGAAAAGGUAGCUAGGUUUGUCGCUAGUCGCUUUUUAAAAAAGGUCUGAAAACUCGCUAAAUAUAGCGACAAAGUUGCUAAGUUCGCAACACUGUGUGUAAGCGUAACCAAAGAUUAUGGAUAUACUGACAAGAUACAGUACUUGUCUUUCCACCAUACAAAUGGGAGUCGUUGUCCACAAAGCGAAACAGCGGGCUGUCUAGCUCCUGCCUAUCCUUUCUUUGGAUUGGUGGAUACAUCUAAUUAAAAAAUUAAAUAAAUAAAUAAAUAUAUAUUCGAUGAGGGUUGUUGACGUCAACCGCCUGUAUUCAAUGGAGAGAGAUGCUAUGCUACUAGCCUCAUUCCAUGAAUAUGCAUAGCUAUCUCGAGACAACUCCGAUUUAUAAAGUGUUUUUUGUCAAAGUUGCGGGGAUGUCACAUGUCCUACUUAUAUCAGUACACUCGUAACAACCUAAACAUUACGAAACUUAUAUUCAGUCAAAUAAACCUUGUCUAGCAAAUAAGCCAUUCAUUUUUUUGUUGGCCAAAUUCAACACCUUCUCAUUGACCUCCAUAGAAUAACUCCUUGCUUGGUGGGCGGUAUAACGGGGGGGGGGGAUGACGACACCACCUGCUAGAGGAGACAGAUUUUCCGCAGAGUUGGGCCGAUCUCUUUACCUCUUCCUUUCUGGUGUAACUCAGGAAGUAUAGCGGAAGUGUAGUUUCGUCGGCUGGAGGCACCCAUAGCUGUAUGGAACUAUGCAAAACUGAAAGAUGAUGGCCAUAUGUUUAAAAAGCUGUAUCGCAAGCGAUGAUUUAUUGAUGUUUUAAAACAGCGUCGGGAUUGUAGUUCACAUGAGCCAGUCGUGGGCGAAGAUAAUGGCUGAAAACUGUAGGGAGAAGGCAGAAUGCCGCCUAGCGAGCCAGCUAGAUACCAACUCCUAGCUACAUCCUGAUGUACGUUAUUAAUGAUUCUUUACUUGGAUCUCUGCAACUGCUUUUUUUUUUUUAUAGGAAAAAUGGAAACUAUUGCCAGCUUUUUUGAAGGUAAGGAAGAAAGAGUUUCAGUUUUUUAUAUUUCUUCUGUAUAGUGGAUAUACAGUGGGGGAAAAAAGUAUUUAGUCAGCCACCAAUUGUGCAAGUUCUCCCACUUAAAAAGAUGAGAGAGGCCUGUAAUUUUCAUCAUAGGUACACGUCAACUAUGACAGACAAAUUGAGAAAAAUAAAUCCUGAAAAUCACAUUGUAGGAUUUUUAAUGAAUUUAAUUGCAAAUUAUGGUGGAAAAUAAGUAUUUGGUCAAUAACAAAAGUUUCUCAAUACUUUGUUAUAUACCCUUUGUUGGCAAUGACACAGGUCAAAGGUUUUCUGUAAGUCUUCACAAGGUUUUCACUCACUGUUGCUGGUAUUUUGGCCCAUUCCUCCAUGCAGAUCUCCUCUAGAGCAGUGAUGUUUUGGGGCUGUCGCUGGGCAACACAGACUUUCAACUCCCUCCAAAGAUCUUCUAUGGGGUUGAGAUCUGGAGACUGGCUAGGCCACUCCAGGACCUUGAAAUGCUUCUUACGAAGCCACUCCUUCGUUGCCCGGGUGGUGUGUUUGGGAUCAUUGUCAUGCUGAAAGACCCAGCCACGUUUCAUCUUCAAUGCCCUUGCUGAUGGAAGGAGGUUUUCACUCAAAAUCUCACGAUACAUGGCCCCAUUCAUUCUUUCCUUUACACGGAUCAGUCGUCCUGGUCCCUUUGCAGAAAAACAGCCCCAAAGCAUGAUGUUUCCACCCCCAUGCUUCACAGUAGGUAUGGUGUUCUUUGGAUGCAACUCAGCAUUCUUUGUCCUCCAAACACGACGAGUUGAGUUUUUACCAAAAAGUUCUAUUUUGGUUUCAUCUGACAUUCUCCCAAUCCUCUUCUGGAUCAUCCAAAUGCACUCUAGCAAACUUCAGACGGACCUGGACAUGUACUGGCUUAAGCAGGGGGACACGUCUGGCACUGCAGGAUUUGAGUCCCUGGCGGCUUAGUGUUACUGAUGGUAGGCUUUGUUACUUUGGUCCCAGCUCUCUGCGGGUCAUUCACUAGGUCCCCCCGUGUGGUUCUGGGAUUUUUGCUCACCGUUCUUGUGAUCAUUUUGACCCCACGGGGUGAGAUCUUGCGUGGAGCCCCAGAUCGAGGGAGAUUAUCAAUGGUCUUGUAUGUCUUCCAUUUCCUAAUGGGAAAUGUGGUCCUCUGUAGCUCAAUUGGUAGAGCAUGGCGCUUGUAAUGCCAGGGUAGUGGGUUCGAUCCCCGGGACCACCCAUAUGUAAAAAUGUAUGCACACAUGACUGUAAGUCGCUUUGGAUAAAAGCGUCUGCUAAAUGGCAUAUUAUAUUAUUAUUUAAUAAUUGCUCCCACAGUUGAUUUCUUCAAACCAAGCUGCUUACCUAUUGCAGAUUCAGUCUUCCCAGCCUGGUGCAGGUCUACAAUUUUGUUUCUGGUGUCCUUUGACAGCUCUUUGGUCUUGGCCAUAGUGGAGUUUGGAGUGUGACUGUUUGAGGUUGUGGACAGGUGUCUUUUGUACUGAUAACAAGUUCAAACAGGUGCCAUUAAUACAGGUAACGAGUGGAGGACAGAGGAGCCUCUUAAAGAAGAAGUUACAGGUCUGUGAGAGCCAGAAAUCUUGCUUGUUUGUAGGUGACCAAAUACUUAUUUUCCACCAUACUUUGCAAAUAAAUUCAUUAAAAAUCCUACAAUGUGAUUUUCUGGAUUUUUUUUCCCUCAAUUUGUCUGUCAUAGUUGACGUGUACCUAUGAUGAAAAUUACAGGCCUAUCUCGUCUUUUUAAGUGGGAGAACUUGCACAAUUGGUGGCUGACUAAAUACUUUUUUCCCACACUGUAGCUAACAUUACAGUGAAUUCCACAUGAACCCAGAUAAUUGAUAAUUCUUUCACUUCAUUCUUCACUUUUCCUCUGUCUGUUUGCCAUCUCUAGUCCCUCUGUUAAUGAUGUCUGAUAUUUCAGGUGAAAGGUCUGGUGAAACAGCACAUUGACUCCUUCAACUACUUCAUCAAUGUGGAGGUAAAGCAACAUUUUCAUCAUUUGGGUGUAACAUAAGGAAAGGUGCAAAUAGAAAAUUAAAGAAUAGAAUGGUCACGUGGAAAAAAACAUGUCUGCAUUUUAGGCCGGGCAGAACCAGAAUCUGGCCUUACAGAAGACGUUGAUAUGUCGAAUGUCCUUUAAGCCCAGGAAGUAGCCAUUCAACUUGCCAUUCACCAGCUUUUCAAGCUUAAUGUCAAAAUAUGUUCGUUACUCACCAAAUAUGGCGUUUCGAUUAGAAACUAUAGUCAUUUUCCAAAAAAGGUCGAAAUAAAAAGUUACAUGCAACUACAUUGUAGGUGCCGCAGAGGCAUUUUUUGGUUGCAUGUAACUUUUUAUUUAGACCUUUUUUGGAAGUAGACACUGGCCGUGAUGGCAGUAAAUGACUGUAGUUGCUAAUCGAAACUCCAUAUUUGGUGAGUAACGAACGUAUUUUAACAUUAUGAAGCUUGAAAAGCUGGUGAAUGGCUGCUUCCUGGGCUUAAAGGAGAUUCGCCAUACCAAAGUCUCCUGUAAGGCCAGAUUCUGGUUCAAGGCCUACUUCCAUAUGGCAUUAUUUUGCAAGUGUAUUGUGUAGCUACCUAAGCUGUAUCUAAACUUGAACAUAUGUGUGGUUUAUUACAGAUAAAGAAGAUCAUGAAAGCAAAUGAAAAGAUCACAAGUGAUGCUGAUCCCAUGUGGUACCUAAAGUAAGCUGCGGGUCCUACUCCCUAUACAUGCCAUCCAACAACAACAAACAGCAGUGGGAAUGUGAUGCUGCUGGUCUAAGAAGGCUCUGGACCAGCAAAGUUUUGCUUACAAGGCAGACACACAAAAACCUAUACCAGAAAGUCCAGACUAUUUUUGAAGAAUAAUGUGCUUACUUAAACUCCAUGGCAGGCUACUCUAUCAUUUCUAAAACUAAAAUAACACCAGCGUCCCAUUUACAGGUACCUCAAUAUCUACGUUGGCAUGCCUGAUGUUGAAGAGAGCUUCAAUGUAACCAGACCGGUGUCUCCACACGAGGUGAAUCUAGUCUGUUGUCUGUUUCCCCUUCCUCGCAAAAAUAUCACAAACAAUUGUACAAUAGUGUCACACAGUUGAAUAGUCUCUGUGCUUACCUAGGAGGACAUUUACAAUACAUACAUAUUGGGUCUUCCUCAACCCAGAGCUGAGUCUUAGCACACUGAGAUAAAAAUGAACAUUUGCGUAUACAGCUCAUUAAAGCCGCGUUGUUUCCACCAGUGUCGUCUCAGGGACAUGACUUACUCUGCACCCAUCACAGUGGACAUCGAGUACACCCGUGGCAGUCAGAGAAUCAUCCGCAAUGCUCUGCCCAUCGGAAGGUACUGCUCUCUUCCUCUCUGCCUACCAUCUCUUUAUCACACAAUGGGGAAGGUACGAACCAGUUCUUACCUCACUGAAGUUCAGUGUUUUGGUAGUACAUGUUAGUGCAAAAUCCUAUAGAAUGUGUAUUAUUUGCACCACUCUCUCUGAGAUUGAGUACACCACAUCAGUCACUGGCUUCAUCAAUAAGUGCAUCGAUGAUGUCGUCCACACAGUGACCGUACGUACAUACCCCAACCAGAAGCCAUGGAUUACAGGAAACAGCCGCACUGAGCUAAAGGGUAGAGCUGCCGCUUUCAAGGAGCGGGACUCUAACCCGGACGCUUAUAAGAAAUCCCGCUAUGCCCUCCGACGAACCAUCAAACAGGCAAAGAGUCAAUACAGGACUAAGAUUGAAUCGUACUACACCGGCUCUGACGCUCGUUGGAUGUGGCAGGGCUUGAAAACUAUUGCAGACUACAAAGGGAAGCACAGCCACGAGCUUCCCAGUGACACAAGCCUACCAGACGAGCUAAACCACUUUGAUGCUCGCUUCGAGGCAAGCAACACUGAAGCAUGCAUGAGAGCACCAGCUGUUCCGGAUGACUAUGUGAUCACGCUCCCCGUAGCCGAUGCGAGUAAGACUUUUAAGCAGGUCAACAUUCACAAGGCCGCAGGGCAAGACGGAUUACCAGGACGUGUACUCCGAGCAUGUGCUGACCAACUGGCAAGUGUCUUCACUGACAUUUUCAACAUGUCCCUGACUGAGUCUGUAAUACCAACAUGUUUCAAGCAGACCACCAUAGUCCCCGUGCCCAAGGACACCCUGCCUAAAUGACUACCGACCCGUAGCACUGACGUCUGUAGCCAUGAAGUGCUUUGAAAGGCUGGUCAUGGCUCACAUCAACACCAUUAUCCCAGAAACCCUAGACCCACUCCAAUUUGCAUACCGCCCCAACAGAUCCACAGAUGAUGCAAUCUCUAUUGCACUCCACACUGCCCUUUCCCACCUGGACAAGAGGAACACCUACGUGAGAAUGCUAUUCAUUGACUACAGCUCAGCAUUCAACACCAUAGUGCCCUCAAAGCUCAUCACUAAGCUAAGGAUCCUGGGACUAAACACCUCCCUCUGCAACUGGAUCCUGGACUUCCUGAUGGGCCGCCCCCAGGUGGUAAGGGUAGGUAACAACACAUCUGCCACACUGAUCCUCAACACGGGGGCCCCUCAGGGGUGCGUGCUCAGUCCCCUCCUGUACUCCCUGUUCACCCAUGACUGCAUGGCCAGGCACGACUCCAACACCAUCAUUAAGUUUGCAGACGACACAACAGUGGUAGGCCUGAUCACCGACAACGAUGAGACAGCCUAUAGGGAGGAGGUCAGAGACCUGGCCGUGUGGUGCCAGGAUAACAACCUCUCCCUCAACGUGACCAAGACAAAGGAGAUGAUUGUGGACUACAGGAAAAAAAAGAGGACUGAGCACGCCCCCAUUCUCAUCGACGGGGCUGUAGUGGAACAGGUAGAGAGCUCCAAGUUCCUUGGUGUCCACAUCACCAACAAACUAUCAUGGUCCAAACACACCAAGACAGUCGUGAAGAGGGCACGACAAAGCCUAUUCCCCCUCAGGAGACUGAAAAGAUUCGGCAUGGGUCCUCAGAUCCUCAAAUUCUACAGCUGCACCAUCGAGAGCAUCCUGACUGGUUGCAUCACCGCCUUGUAUGGCAACUGCUUGACCUCCGACCGCAAGGCACUACAGAGGGUAGUGCGUACGGCCCAGUACAUCACUGGGGCCAAGCUUCCUGCCAUCCAGGACCUCUACACCAGGCGGUGUCAGAGGAAGGCCCUCAAAAUUGUCAAAGACUCCAGCCACCCUAGUCAUAGACUGUUCUCUCUGCUACCGCACUGCAAGCGGUACCGGAGUGCCAAGUCUAGGUCCAAAAGACUUCUCAACAGCUUCUACCCCCAAGCCAUAAGACUCCUGAACAGCUAAUCAUGGCUACCCGGACUAUUUGCACUGCCCCCCUGUAUAUAUAGCCUCCCUACUGUUAUUUUACUUCUGCUCUUUUUUUUCUCAACACUUUUUUGUUUUAUUUUACUUUUUUAUUAAAAAUAAAUGCACUGUUGGUUAAGGGCUGUAAGUAAGCAUUUCACUGUAAUGUCUGCACCUGUUGUAUUCGGCGCAUGUGGCCAAUAAAAUUUGAUUUGGUUUGAUUGUCCUAACGGUGUGUUGAACUAUAUUCUACCCAGGAUGCCCAUAAUGCUGCGCAGCUCUAACUGUGUCCUCACGGGGAAGACAUCCAUGGAGUACUCCAAACUCAACGAGUGCCCUCUGGACCCAGGUAAGCAACACCUAGCUGAACACCUUUUACAUGGGGGCCACUCUUCUCCUGGAGGACCGCCUGCAGUAUGUGCAGACUUGUUCCAGCCCAGCACUGAUUCAAGUAAUCAACUAGUGACGAUUUUCAAUUUAGACCACAUUAGUCUAACCAGGUGUGUUAGAGCUGGGGUAGAUCAAAAACAUGCACACACGGUGGCCUUGUAGGACCAGAAUUUCCCAUCCCUAGAAUGACAGCAGUAUUGCAGUAGUGCCGAGUAUCAGAAUGCAUAGGUGUGUGUGAAUUUGUGUCCUUGUCUAUACAUCCACAGGGGGCUAUUUCAUUGUCAAAGGUCAGGAGAAGGUCAUUCUGAUCCAGGAGCAGCUGUCAAAGAACCGCAUCAUCGUGGAGCAGGACAGGAAGGGAGCAGUGGGAGCCUCUGUGACCAGGUGAUGUCACUCAUAUCUAGAAUGACUCCACCAGAUUGUUAGCCUCCCUACUUAGGCUGCAGUUUGGUGGAAACGCUUUGCUCCUGUUUAUAUUUUCAUACCUACUUUCUUGCAGGAUUGAUGCAGUUUAUGAAUGUCAUGUAUUGCUUACUGGAGUGCUUUAUCAUUGUAAGACUGUAUCCACUUUACCCAACCCUCAGUUCACUAACCACCACUCUCCACUCAAACUGCUUUGUCAUGUUGUUACAGUUCUACCCAUGAGAAGAAGAGCAGGACCAAUAUGAUCGUUAAGCAGGGACGCUUCUACCUGAGACACAACGCACUGUCAGAGGACGCCCCCAUUGCCAUUAUAUUCAAGGUAAAAGUGUCACAAGUCCACAUGGUGGCGCUGUCUCACUACAGAAUACGAAUACGGUCUACAGAAUACAGAUAAUGCCAGGCUCUGGCAGCAUUGUUGUUCAAUGUGUUGGUAGUGCAACGCACUUGUGCUACCAAUUAAGAGCUAAUCUAACAUAAAAUUAGCUAAUCUAAUAUCAAAAUCACAGUUUAUGAACAUGCUGCAUCCAUUAGCUCAAUGUAACGAUUGCUUCUAAUUUGAGUUCAAAAUUAGAUUUGCUUAAUUGAAGCAACAGCAGAACACAACAUUUAACUGAAAUAAUGUUUGUGUGAUAAAAUCUUGUUUCAAAGUCAUAAACAUGUCCCUCUACUUUCAAUGAGUUGUCUCAGCUUUCAGUCUUCCUCUACUGUUAGAAAUUUUAACAUCUGUCACUCAAUAAGGUCCAUAUCUGUGACACCAGAUUCAAAUGGCUCUAUUAACCUGUUGGCAGCAGUAGCAUCACUGAUUUCCCCCCUUGGCCAGCCCUCUCCAAACAUGUCCAAUGUGGCAGUGUAGCAUUUUGAGAUGGUCUUUUCACCAGUGUGGCGUGUUGGCCUGAUGGUUUGUUUCCUCCGCCCUCAUGCAUCCUUGGUGAAUUCCUCCUGUCCCUCAUCGCGUUCUGCAACGCUGCCAACCAGCAUGGCCCCGUGCUAGCCAGUCCCAAUCCCACAGCUCCUCUUUAGCAUAAGCAAAUGUCAGAGAACCUUGUGACUUCUGCCUCACAUCUUCACGUGUCUGUACUUCUCCCUUUAUCUCCUCCAUCUUCCACUGUGUUCACCCCCACAACCCCUUCCUCUACCCACUCCCUCACACCUCCAUCUUCCAGCCACUCUUUUCUUCUCCCAUCCUCUUUCUCACAUCACAUCCUUUAUACCUCUUUCUCCUCCACUUCAUCAUCCAUUCACUUGUACCUCUCCACCAUAUGUCCUUCUUCAAAUUCCCCCACCCCUCCAUACUUCCCUGAUACCUCCGUCAUCUACCUCAAUCCUCCCCCUUAACCUCCACCUGCUCUUCUCCUCUAUUCUGCCCUUAUACCUUCCCUCCAUCCCCUCCCUCCCAUAUGUCAUCUCCUUUAUACCAAACCCUCUGAUAAUGUGUUUCUGUACCUCAACCCCCUCCAUCCCCUCCUCACACAGGCUAUGGGUGUGGAGAGUGACCAGGAGAUAGUGCAGAUGAUUGGGACAGAGGAGCACGUCAUGGCUAACUUCUCCCCCAGCCUGGAAGAGUGCCAGAAAGCCCAGAUCUUCACUGAGAUACAGGUACAUGGUUCCCUCUCUCUGCCUUCUCUGGAAUCUGCUGCGGUCUGGUGAACCUAUGUCAGAGGCACUUUCUGAAUGACACUGGCCUGGGAGGUACAGGUGAUACAUGUCGCUUAAGUUGUUAGCAUGUUGUCAUGCCCAAACGAACUCAGCAAAACUUUAAAUCAAGUCUUUAGUUACACAAUCCCCUUUUCAAGUUACUUUGAGAUGAUUUUGGAAUGAAUUACAAGAUUGGCAUUGUCAUUUGGGGCAGCGUCGUCCAGCGUCGUUCAGGGUAGGGGAGGGAAUGGCCGGCAGGGAUGUAGCUCAGUUGGUAGAGCAUGGCGUUUGCAACGCCAGGGUUGUGGGUUCGAUUCCCACGGGGGGCCAGUAUGAAAAAUAAAUAAAUAAAUAAUGUAUGCACUCGCUAACUGUAAGUCGCUCUGGAUAAGAGCGUCUGCUAAAUGACUCAAAUGUAAAUGUAAAGUACAUAAACCCAAAUCAUGAAUUGCAGUCUCUCCUUUGUCCAUAGACUGCUUUCAAAGCAAGGAAAAGUAAUUGAGUUAUUUGGGUGAACUAUCUCUGACAACCAGUGAACACUUGGCGUUAGUAGGCCCUUUCUUCCUGACCAUUUGACCUGAUUAUAUCCUCUUAUAUUGUCUGAGGAGUCUCAAAAACCCAGAGUUUAACCGCUCUCAAUAGAAUGUAUUCUAACAAGAGGAGAUGUCUUGAGUUUGGGACACAGCCUUUGUAAUGCCUAGCAAUUAAAGAAUAUUCCUCCUCAAGUCAUUACUUAAUAGGCCAACAUGUCCUCUUUGACAUGUUGAUGAAUGCAAUGGACCAAUUUGUCUGAAUUAAGACCCUUGUUUAGCAGGAGGAACCAGCAAUGCGUUGACAGGGGCCAUAUUAGCAUCCUAGCAACGGCCGUUGGACAAGCUUUGAAUGCAUAUUUUUCAUGCCUUUUCAGUGUUCUCAUUAUACCUUUUGAUGUGCAAUACGUCAAGCUAAGCCUCAGUAGACCAUAAAAAUAGAUAGUAGUCCAGGGGUGGGCAUUGAGAUUUCAAAUUUUAAGAGAGCCGCUCAGAUAAAAUAAAAGGAAUUUCCCGUGUUUUUACAUUUACUGUAAUAAAUAGACUAUUGUCUGUUCUGAGUGAUUGCCUUUGCCAUUAUGGUAGCAUAAUACACAGGUCAGGAUGGCAUGGUUGACUCUUCACUGGUGUCCUCAGUAGCCAAUAGUUAUAGCCUGCAGGGUGGGUGGUCUGGAGGAUGCGCUCAGUCUCACUGACCUCUGACCUUCUCUCUAGAGCAUGACACAGAAGAUCGCUGACUCGUGUGUGUGUGUGUGUUGGGGCAUAAGGGCUGACUCAUAUCCGGUUGUGGCUUUUGUGAGUCACUUGACCCGCUACAACUCUGAUCCCUCAGAAUGUUCAUUUGGGUCCUUCUUUUCUUUUCGAGACAAUGAACGUGCAUCUCACAUUUUCAUCACUUCAGAAUUACUUCUCCAGUACUUUUCAAGUUUGUCUCUGUCAUCUGAGAUACAGGUUGCCUGUUUUUUGUUUUUUUAUUGCAGUGCAGUUUCAGAUGUUGUAUUCUCAUAUACCGCUGUGUGUUCCCUAGGCUCUGAAAUACAUUGGGAAUAAGGUGCGGAGACAGCGCAUGUGGGGAGGGCCCAAGAAGACCAAGAUGGAGGAGGCCAGAGAGCUGUUGGCUUCCCUCAUCCUCACUCAUGUACCUGUAAGUGCUGUCAGAUUGACCAGACCAAAAAACUGCUUUAUACACACCUCUCCGGCCCAGUGUGGCAUGGGAUUUACUAUGGAUCUAUCAGUAGUAUCACUGAGACAGGUGUUGGUAGGGUUAAAGCACUGUGCUCACCAUACCAUAAGAUUAUUUAGUUUUGUCACCUGUACCCUUAUCUAUUCUUUAUUAAUAUGGCUAUGAGUGGGCACAUUUGUAAGGUACACACUUGUGUUAACAUAGAACCCGUUCCAUUUAAUUUAGCAAGUUCAAAUUCCAAUUUUCUUAAAUUCUCUGAGAAGAAACUGCAAUUUCAAUUUACUCCCUGAACUGACUUAGAAAUGGGAUUGACCCAAACCCUGUCCUCUAUUCCACCUCCAGGUGAAGGAGUUUAACUUCCGGGCCAAGUGUAUCUACCUAGCGGUGAUGGUGCGCAGGGUGAUCCUAGCCCAAGGAGAGAACAAGGUGGACGACAGAGACUACUAUGGCAACAAGCGUCUGGAGUUGGCUGGACAGGUGAAUGAAUACGCCUCGGUCUUCUGUCUCCUCUACUGUAGCGCUCCACCUGAAGCACCAGUGUCUGUUCGUCUUUAUCCUAAUAUAACCUCUGUCCUCCUGACCCCUUACGGUACAUUGAAUGUCCCAUGGAAUAAUCAAAAGUAUGCUAAAUAUAACUCCUGCGCCCCUCUGAGUGUGAUUUAGUUUACACCCUCCGUUAGUAGACUCCAGCACUGUUCUAUGGUGACUUACUCUAUCACAUCGGGAGGCGCAGAGUUACCUGAGUACAUUUGCCUCCUGUACAAACUUCCUUUACCACAUUUGCCGCCUGUACAGACUUCCUUUACCACAUUUGCCUCCUGUACAGACUUCCUUUGCCACAUUUGCCUCCUGUACAGACUUCCUUUACCACAUUUGCCUCCUGUACAGACUUCCUUUGCCUCCUGUACAGACUUCCUCCAGCACAGUGACGUACAGUAUGCAGCUCCACAGUCAGCAGGGCCUUCUCUGGGUCUGUCUACACAGUAGGACUCCCUCACGCUGCUCUGUAAUUUAAAUGAAAGAUGAGUUGCAGCAUUUAAUACUAAUGGAUUAAAGGGUAGGUUGUGUGACAGUGCUGUACAGUUGCCCAGCAGCGCGAGCCUCCCUCUUUUGCGCGAGUGAAGUGAGUACGGAAAAACUGAAACUAUGCAUCUUAGACAUAGUUUUUGUAUAAGAACUUUGUCCAAACUCAGAAAUAAAUAGCCUUUCCAUCGCUGUGGUAGAAAGUUUAUUUUGAUUUGCGAUUUUCUACUAUUAUCAAAGUCCCAUCAGUAGCCUGAUUUCAGAUGUCCAUGUAAAAACAGGAUUAUUAGGGAAUUCUUUCUUCUUGCAAAGCAUGUAAACAUUUUAAUCGAACUAUUAUAUUAAUCUGAGUAUUGACUAAUCAUAUUGUGUGCAUGUACAGUGAGGGAAAAAAGUAUUUGAUCCCCUGCUGAUUUUGUACGUUUGCCCACUGACAAAGAAAUGAUCAGUCUAUAAUUUUAAUGGUAGGUUUAUUUGAACAGUGAGAGACAGAAUAACAACAACAAAAAUCCAGAAAAACGCAUGUCAAAAAUGUUAUAAAUUGAUUUGCAUUUUAAUGAGGGAAAUAAGUAUUUGACCCCCUCUCAAUCAGAAAGAUUUCUGGUUCCCAGGUGUCUUUUAUACAGGUAACGAGCUGAGAUUAGGAGCACACUCUUAAAGGGAGUGCUCCUAAUCUCAGCUUGUUACCUGUAUAAAAGACACCUGUCCACAGAAGCAAUCAAUCAAUCAGAUUCCAAACUCUCCACCAUGGCCAAGACCAAAGAGCUCUCCAAGGAUGUUAGGGACAAGAUUGUAGACCUACACAAGGCUGGAAUGGGCUACAAGACCAUCGCCAAGCAGCUUGGUGAGAAGGUGACAACAGUUGGUGCGAUUAUUCGCAAAUGGAAGAAACACAAAAGAACUGUCAAUCUCCCUCUGCCUGGGGCUUCAUGCAAGAUCUCACCUCGUGGAGUUGCAAUGAUCAUGAGAACGGUGAGGAAUCAGCCCAGAACUACACGGGAGGAUCUUGUCAAUGAUCUCAAGGCAGCUGGGACCAUAGUCACCAAGAAAACAAUUGGUAACACACUACGCUGUGAAGGACUGAAAUCCUGCAGCGCCCGCAAGGUCCCCCUGCUCAAGAAAGCACAUAUACAUGCCCGUCUGAAGUUUGCCAAUGAACAUCUGAAUGAUUCAGAGGAGAACUGGGUGAAAGUGUUGUGGUCAGAUGAGACCAAAAUGGAGCUCUUUGGCAUCAACUCAACUCGCUGUGUUUGGAGGAGGAGGAAUGCUGCCUAUGACCCCAAGAACACCAUCCCCACCGUCAAACAUGGAGGUGGAAACAUUAUGCUUUGAGGGUGUUUUUAUGUUAAGGGGACAGGACAACUUCACUGCAUCAAAGGGACAAUGGACGGGGCCAUGUACCGUCAAAUCUUUGGUGAGAACCUCCUUCCCUCAUUCAGGUCAUUGUAAAUGGGUCGUGGAUGGGUAUUCCAGCAUGACAAUGACCCAAAACACACGGCCAAGGCAACAAAGGAGUGGCUCAAGAUGAAGCACAUUAAGGUCCUGGUGUGGCCUAGCCAGUCUCCAGACCUUAAUCCCAUAGAAAAUCUGUGGAGGGAGCUGAAGGUUUGAGUUGCCAAACGUCAGCCUCGAAACCUUAAUGACUUGGAGAAGAUCUGCAAAGAGGAGUGGAACAAAAUCCCUCCUGAGAUGUGUGCAAACCUGGUGGCCAAUUACAAGAAACGUCUGACCUCUGAUUGCCAACAAGGGUUUUGCCACCAAGUACUAAGUCAUGUUUUGCAGAGGGGUCAAAUACCUAUUUCCCUCAUUAAAAUGCAGAUCAAUUUAUAACAUUUUUGACAUGCAUUUUUCUGGAUUUUGUUGUUAUUCUGUCUCUCACUGUUCAAAUAAACCUACCAUUAAAAUUGUGGACUGAUCAUGUCUUUGUCAGUGGGCAAACUUACAAAAUCAGCAGGGGAUCAAAUACUUUUUUCCCUCACUGUAACCGUACUGUGUCCAGAGUCACUUCAUCCCAUAGAGGUUUUAAUCCUCUCUUCCUCCCCAGUCAAAACUAUUGUCUCUAUACGCAGUGCUUCGUACUUCUCUGAGAACUGAUCCCAGGCCUGUGCUAGUGGAUACAGACUCUACAACAGCCUUCCCGUGCUCUGAUCUUUCACCUGCGUCUUUGUCACCCCUCUCCCUCUAUUAAUACCUUCAUUAUUUUCCUCCCGCUUUGUUGUUGCCUGUUUUGUUUUCCUCAUCCCUGCCUGCCUCACUCUGUAUUCCUCGGCUGGCAUGGUCAGGGGGGAGAGAUACGCAGCAGCAGCACCCAAAUCCCAGGGCCGGGGUAGCGGAGGCAUUUUCCCGAGCCUUGACAAAAGAAUGGCCGCCUUGACUGGAGCGAUUUAGCUAAUCCUGCAGGCCCCGGCUCUGAUAAUGUAAUUACGGCUGUCUUAAGGCCUUUAAUUUCCCCCCACCCGACCUGCUCUGGCUGAGGAGUGGAGGCGAGGUGGGGGUGGAAGGGGCCGCAGGGCCUCCUUUCAAUAGGGGGCUUAUGUACUCACAAUGCCCAGCAAUCUCUCCUCUCUCCAAUUAUGAUUCCCUGACAUUCAGCUAAUUGGCCCGGCUGUGCGACUGAAGCUUUAUUUCUUUAUUAUUAAUUUUGCCAGCGCUGCUUGUUUGUUUUGAUGUAUGCAAAUGUGUUGAGAGCGAGUGAGAGAGGUGCCCCACUAAAGGCCUUACUGAGGAGAGGAGAGAGACCUGGGAGAGAGGCCAUGUCAGGCUUAUCUCAGGGUUGGCACACCUGGUUAUUAAAUCUGUCUCCCAGGACCUGGUCGUUGUCUCUGAGCUGAUAAUAGAGAGGAACAGCUGGCAGCAGAAGCCAGGAGAACAGAGGGUUUGCCUUGCCUGUGACUCCAGGGGAUACUACUAUCUCUCUGAGUAUUGUUGUUUCACAUCUAUUUAGUUGCAACAGAGACUCUCCACUGUAGCUUCCACUGUUGAGAUUUGAUGUUUCCACUGUGUCAGUUUUGCCUUGCAGAUCAUAGUGACUCUGAUUAUUAUGGACAGGGAGGACCUGAUCUUAGAUCAGCACUCCUACUCUGAGACACUUAAUACAUAUGGUUCUGACUGUACUACUAACACUCUCUCUCCCCCUCUGGCUAGCUGCUGUCUCUGCUGUUUGAGGAUCUCUUUAAGAAGUUCAACUCCGAGCUGAAGAAGAUCUCAGACCAGAUCAUCCCCAAGCAGCGGGCAGCCCAGUUCGACAUUGUCAAACACAUGCGCCAGGAUCAGAUCACCAACGGCAUGGUCAACGCCAUCUCCACAGUGAGUGCUGCUCUCCGCCCCUGUAUCAAGCUCUGGUCCCUUAAUGCCAGACAGUGCAUGUGAUAUCCGUACAGAUUGACAUAUGGCAGAAGGGGAUUCGGAGUUGUCAGGUUUUUUUCCCGUCCAGUUUUGAAUGUAAUGUUGUUUCUGAGGUUGGUCUUCCAUUCUUUCAUUUUUCUAAACAUCAUGAAGAUAUAGUUUGUCAUAGCUGAUCCCACAGUGUUUUGCAGUUAGAGACAUAAAUCAAUCAAUAUAAAGUGUUUAUUUUUAAAGCCAUUUUAACAUCAGCAGUGUUGUCACUGCUUGGAACCAUAAAUAUGUUGAUGGUUCCAAGCAGUUGACCUGUCCUCUCUGUGCCCCCAGGGGAACUGGUCCCUGAAGAGGUUUAAGAUGGACCGUCAGGGCGUGACCCAGGUGCUGUCCCGUCUCUCCUUCAUCUCGGCUCUGGGCAUGAUGACCAGGAUCUCCUCCCAGUUUGAGAAGACCAGGAAGGUCAGCGGACCCCGCUCCCUACAGCCCUCCCAGUGGGGCAUGCUGUGCCCCUCCGACACCCCGGAGGGAGAGGUGAGUCAGAGAGGGAUAAACACACACACAGUCACACACGUACACAUUGGCAUGCACACACACCAUGGCCCCCAUGACCUCAACACACACACUCUCGUGCAAACACUCCUACUGUGUGAAAACUAACAUGUCUGAAUUUUGAACUGCAGCUCACAAAGUGCUGUGGACAAUCCUAAUGUCAGUUCUAGGUAGUGUUGCCUUGGCCUGUGUAUAACAGCUUCUGACCAGUGGUUGUGUUGUGUCCUAGGCCUGUGGUCUGGUGAAGAACCUGGCCCUGAUGACCCACAUCACCACAGACAUGGAGGACGGCCCCAUCGUCAAGCUGGCCUUCAACCUAGGAGUGGAGGACGUCAACCUGCUGUGUGGAGAGGAGCUCUCCUACCCCAGUGUCUUCCUGGUCUUCCUCAAUGGUGACUGCACGCGCACACACACACACACACAGUUGCGCAUGCACGCGCACAUGCGCGUACACGUAAGAGCUUGAUACAUAUAACCAGUAGUAGGCUCUCAAGCCAGGAUGGUUGUUGCUGUUGGGUUUUCCCUUUUUUGAUUACUUAAAUCUUAAACCUUCCUCUCUUUUUCAAUACAAUGCCUCAAACAUGACGGGAAAGAACAUGGAAUGUCCAGUUUACAGAAAGCACAUGUUGUGCUUUAUACAGUGUGUCUGAAAAGCUAUUCAUAUAGUGCUACUAGUGCGCCAUGAGAAAGUCUGGACUGGGUCCAUUAAUAAGUGUAUUUUGUUUUUCAAGCCAAUGAUAACUGUCAAAUUAUGUUGACUGACUGUCACCAAGCUUUAUUAAUUAGUAACAGCAGGUGUCAAAGCGCCACAGAACGUGCGCAAAUCCUUCCAUACUGUGGCUCCUCCAUUUCUUCAAGUUCAAUAUUAUGCCCAGAACCCCUGCUGGAGUCUGGCUCUGCACACUGUGGGAAAUAUACCGUGGCUAGCUCCAAGUCCUGUAUUAUUCAUUAUUUCUUUGUGUGGGUGUGUUCAUCUGUAGUCCAGGGGGGACUGCAGAGGAAAAUGUGCCGGCUGGUUAAAUCUGACGCAUUUAGAGAAAUGUUGAUCAUUGCAUUGUCUCUGUCAAAUAUCCCCUAAAUAAAGUAAAGUCAGUAAUUAUUUAGUGUAAGGAGCUCUGUGCCUUAAAGUUGGUUUCUCUGGGUCUGUCCACAGGUAACAUCCUGGGGGUGAUCCGGGACCACCAAAGGCUGGUGUACACCUUCAGACUGAUGCGACGGGCCGGAUUUAUCAACGAGUUUGUGUCCAUCUCCACCAACCUAACCGACCGCUGUGUCUACAUCUCCUCAGACGGAGGACGCCUCUGCAGGUAGGGGGCACCAGGGAGGACAUGACACCCCACCGCUGUCUAUGCAUGGAGCAAAGUUCUAACACAGCCCGAGUUCAGCACUGAAACAGUUUUAACAUAUUAUUUGAAGGUUUAUAAGUGAAAAUGUGCAAGCUAGUUCAGGCUGCGCCUCACUUCAUCUUUCUCUUGUACCCCCCUUCAACUCAUUUUUAAACUGGUGCUCUUGCUCCUGCCAGACCGUACAUCAUUGUGAAGAAAGGACAGCCGAUGGUCAAGAACAAACACAUCGAGGAGUUGACCCAGGGAUACAGGUGGGCUCCAUUUCAUCAUCUCAUACAGCUAAUGUUAUUCAAUACAAAGAAACUAGCAUCAUCUACCAGCUUGUAUAUGAUGGGAUUUUAAGCUCAGCCAAGUUUACUUUCUAGGGGGGCAAAAUGUUUACAUUAGUGGUGGAAGUUGUGGACUUUUGAAAUGCUAAUCUGUUUUGUUGCUGUCAGAACCUUUGAGGAUUUCCUCCAUGAGAGCCUAGUGGAGUACCUGGAUGUCAACGAGGAGAAUGACUGUCAGAUCGCCCUCUAUGAGCACAUGAUUAAUAAGUGAGUAACUUCUGGCCAUGGCUCUAUACUGUCUGAAACGUUAGGCCCCUCUGGUCUAGUUAUUUUCUAUGUUUUCAUAUGUACUCAAUAUUCUCUGCUGUAAUUCUUAUCAGUCCCAAUGCUCUUGUUUUGUACGUAGGGACACUACUCACUUGGAGAUUGAGCCCUUCACACUACUAGGGGUCUGUGCUGGCCUGAUCCCCUACCCACAUCACAACCAGUCCCCCAGGAACACAUACCAGUGUGCUAUGGGCAAGCAGGCCAUGGGUAAGACACCUCUCCAGUUCUACAGACCCCCUGUCGCUGGUUCCUCUGCUUCGGUCUGUAGAGGAUGGCUGUUUUUAAGCUGCACCUUUGAUCAGGCAUCAGUACUCAUCAAACAUCCUCCACAGGAGCAGUGUGUACCGAUGUGAACACACACAUAUUUCUUGUCAGAAUGCAUUUUGUGUGUGUGUGAUGGAGUGUUUUUGUAUAUGCACAUGGACAUCAAACAUGAGGUGCCUGCGUAGGCCCUCCUUUGUGUCCUGUGUGUGCGGAGGCCUUUCCAUGCUAGUCACCCAGUGUCAUUAGCAAUUCAUUGUGUCUGCUGUUCGCUGUGUUCAGGGGGUCAGUGUGCUCAGCUGCGAGGGAGAGACCACAGAGUGCACACCCAGGAGCUCCCUGAUAACCAAAACUUCUCCAAACGACACCACUAGUAUUCGCAAGAGCCCAGUCACCCCCAUCCCCCUCCCUCCAUUCACCCCCUCCUUCUCCCUCCCCCAUCUUUACAAAAAAACACUGCAACUGGGACUAUAUUUGGCCCAAUAUCCUCUGCCGUCUCUGUUUUGUGUGGCUAGGCCUAUACAUGUGCAAAUAUGUCUGUGUGACCGGGGCCCUAUUAUCACAGGGGUCUGUUGCUUGUAGCCUAAUUGUGAAGUAAUAGCAUCUGACAAAUGUCAAGGCCUCCAGGGAGGCCAGCCAUUAUUCCAUGCCCUGGCCAGCUCCUCUCCACUGUGUUUGUACCAGGGAUCUGGCCCUGGCUCAACCCCGGCCUCUGGAGAAGCAGGAUUAAAAACUACUUGUCCACUUUCAGAAUACUCUCUUAUGUGAUACACUGUUUGGUUAAGGCGCUCAAGCGCUAACAAUGGAAUAAAUCUGGGAUUUAAAUGUUUGUUUCCUUAAAUUGAACAUUAGUAAUUACUUUAGCUUUUUCUUUGCUCUUAAGAUGCACUGAAUGAGUUUUAAAUGAUUUUUCUCAGACGAUUGAGUAAUAAAAUAUUUUACGUUUUGAAGAAUAACGUAAAAGAAUUAAAAAAAGCCCAUUGUAGUAAUUUAAUUUCCAUUGUUUCUCCUGUCAGGUACGAUUGGCUACAACCAGAGGAACCGUAUAGACACUCUGAUGUACCUGCUGGGCUACCCUCAGAAGCCCAUGGUGAAGACUAGGACCAUAGAGCUGAUAGACUUUGAGAAGCUGCCUGCGGGCCAGAACGCCACAGUGGCUGUGAUGAGCUACAGCGGCUACGACAUAGAGGACGCUCUGAUCCUCAACAAGGCCUCUCUAGACAGAGGUUAGUUACUGAUCUACAUUAAUCUAUGUCUAUGGGCUAAGAAGGAAAAUGGAGAAAAAAUAGCAAUAUACUCUGUCAAUACAAUGUAAAGUGUUUAAAUUACAAAUAUCACUAACUUCUUGGCUGAUGCCCUCUCCCGGCUGAUGCCCUCUUCUGAACAUGAUCACUGAUGGAUUUUAGAUGUAGUGCUCUUGUUACUGUACUGAAAUACAAAGAGUUCACUGUGACUUCUGGUACAAAUAGUUAUUUGCGAUCCUGAACUCUGACCCUCAUUUUCCAGGAUUCGGAAGGUGCCUGGUCUACAAGAACGCCAAGUGCACGUUGAGGCGCUACACCAACCAGACCUUUGACAAGGUGAUGGGUCCCAUGCUGGACGCGGCCACACGCAAGCCCAUCUGGAGGCACAGUAUCCUGGACGCCGACGGCAUCUGCUGCCCUGGUGAGUAACACCCUCCAGCAGGACUACUGGAGAAGCAACCAACGGGCUAUGUUACUCGAGAAUCUCACUGUCACCCAUUUUUAUUAUUACAACCAGUUGGUGACAUCCUUCUCUCCAUAUGGAAACGUGUUGAAGGAUGUAUUUGUGUUUUAUGUAUAAAGUAACCUAAAAAAUGUGUGAUAUGUCUUUGAUUUUACAUUCAUGCAUACAGAAUAAGCAAAUAUGGAAUUAAUGUGGGAGAUUCAUCAGUAUCGUGUUUGUCUGUGCGCAUGUGUGUGUCUCCCAGGUGAGAAGGUGGAGAAUAAGCAGGUGCUGGUGAACAAGUCCAUGCCCACUGUCACCCAGACACCACUGGAGGGCAGUGCCCAGCCAGGACAGCCCCAGUACAGAGACGUGCCCAUCAGGUGGGUGUGCCUGCCUUCUCCCCUCACCACUCAUACACCCCUGCUUGCCCCCCGACACCACUCAGAGUAACAAUAUCCUAAACCCCCUGAACUAUUAAUAUAACGUUCGUUCCUCAUCUACUAUCUAGGGCUGUGACGAUACCAGUAUCGCAAUAUUUCUUUCCAUGGCAAAAAUUUAAACAUUAAGUAGACUUUACUCUUUGGUCCUUUUAAAAACCUGCUGUUUCCAACAUUAGGGAUGUCUUCCUAAAGAAGUUAAAUCCGCUUCAUGUUUUGUUUCCUUGGCACGAUACUAAUGAGUACCGUGAUACUUGUAUCGUCCCUGCCCUACUACCAUCUCUUCUGACAUUUGAGCAAAAUACUUAGUUUCCCCCAUAUGACGGCUAACAACCCAGUCCUUUCAGGUCCGUCCUUCACCUAUUCAGCCUUGUCAGAUCAGGUCAGCUGAUGCCUGUGUUCUCCUGUCUACAGUUACAAGGGCUCCACAGACUCAUACAUUGAAAAGGUGAUGAUCUCCUCCAACGCAGACGAUGCUUUCCUCAUCAAGAUCCUGCUGAGACAGACCAGGAGACCAGAGAUAGGAGACAAGUUCAGCAGUCGGCACGGACAGAAAGGUAUAACUGACCCUCCCUGUUCUGCGCUCUUAGGGCCAUUUACAUUUUAGUCAUUUAGCAGACGCUCUUAUCCAGUGCGACUUAGUUGGUACAUUUCAUUUUAAUGUCGCUAGGUGGGACAAGCCAUAGUCAUAUGGUACUCAUGGGGGGGGGGGGGGGAGCAAGGCCUGAGGCGGCUGCAUGAACUCUGACACUAGAGGACAUACACAUGUAAUAUUACACAUCGUUUACAAACUGAAGUGGGACAUUCCUUUGCAACAUUCCGUGUUGCAAAGCAGAGCCCCUCGUCUUUAGAGGGGCUCUGCUUUUCAAGUAAUUGGCUUUUUGUACUGCGCCAGACUAUGCAAAUAUAUUAGACCCUAGCAGUACACUGCUGCUCCUGGGAAAAGUGUUUACAACCACCAUUGUUUUGCCGCUGCACCUCCCUCUAGAUGAGAGACCUGUAUGAUGUUUUAAUCAGAAAGCUAACUGGCACCAUGCAUAAUUUACUCACUUCAUUAAAGGGGUCGCUGCUGGGGCUGGCCGGUCAGUAUAGUCAAGGGACAAUGUCCACUGUCUCUUACUGGAGGAGUGAGGGGUCGCCAAGGGGUUAGGCCUAGCAGGACAGGGGCGAUGCUAGAUCUGGGAAAAGGAUGGAGUGAAAAACCGGUAGUGGUAGCACUGUACUGUAGCAGUGGUGGAAUGUUUUGGGUUGUUUGGCGUUAUUGCACUGGAGUUAUCUGGGGCUGAAGAUGAGAUGUCGUUUUUACAGCCAUCCUCAGGAGGGUUAUGUACUGACUAUACUGUUGGGAUGGCAUUAGCGUUAUAAAUUACUUAUUUAUUGAUACAUAUGUAUUUGUUAAAUGUAUAUUGAAUUACCCUUUGAGUGAUUUGUUAAAAAGCAAUUCUGUACUAGUUUUUAUGUUUUGUUUAGCUGGAUUAUUAAAGACAUGCUCUGGAACUUUGGCAACUAAGUAUUUUUUUAUUGACACAUCCCGCUUUGGGCUGGAUGUGUCAAUGUUUAGUUCAUACUUGCAUAAUCUGAGCAGAAUUACUGUCUUACCUCAAUUAGCCACGAAAUCCCUACAUUUUCCCCCACAUGGGCCAACCCCCUAGAAAUUCGAGUUUUAGCCAAUGAGCUUCAGCCUCCUGCUAUUUGAGUGACAGCUAGCAAGAUGCACACACAGUAGAGCGAGAGAGAGCAUAUCUGCAAUUUUCGACCACUUUUGGCUCAUGAGAAAUACUUUCAGAACUACUGGCUAAAAAGUAUACAAAAGUACCUGAGAAUCUCUUUAACCCACCCCCCAUCUAGCUGGUCAUGACUAGUCUCAUAAGCUCUGGUCAGCAGAGCAGAAUAAGUUAAUUAUUUACCACACACACAGAGACACACAGCUGUUGGCUGUGCAGGCCAGGGGUGGUGGGUGGGGGUUGGUGUGUGCUUGUGAGUGCUGUGUGCCAAUUGUCCUUGCUGCCAGUGUGGAUCUGUAUAGGGUGUGAUGGGGGCCUUGCUGUUGUCUUGCCUUUCUCUUCUGAUUUAUAUGCCUCUUUUAUCAUUCACUUUCCCACAAAGCCAACAACACCAAGGACGUCUGCUAUGAGAACUAGUCUCUCUCUCUCUCAUUUAUCCUCUCUCUUGCCUGCUCCUUCUCUCACUCCAUUUUCCCUCUUUAUGUUUCUCUAUCCUUGGUCCUCUGGCCUAUUUUCUCCUGCCUGUUGCUUUUCCCUUUUCCCUUCCUCACUUCUCUUUACACCUGUUCUUCCCUCCAUAAACCUGUUUCUCUACCCCCCCCCCCCUCCUCUCUCCCUCUCUACCCCCUGUUUUAUGUAAAAUUCUAACUUUCUUUUGUUAUCCUCACGUAUAAUAUACACAACUACAGGAACAUUUGUUUAUGUGACGUUUUGAACCAGGGCGUAUCAUUUGUCGUUCCCCAUCUAGUGAGCAACAGGUCCUAGAGUGUAUUGUUAGACAGAAUUUUCCCCCGUGCACUGAUUUUGAUUUCCCUUUGAGUUGAUCCCCCUCCACUUCCUCUCUGGGCUGGACUGACAAAGUCAUGUGUGUGUAAUCCUGGUCUCACUGUCAGGCUAAGCACCUCUCUCCACUUCCUGCUCACUCUCUUCUCUCACUCCUUUUCAUUUGCAAAUGGGCCUACAAUCUGUUUGCUCUGGCCAGGUAUGGAAGAGUGCCUCGGCUCCUGGGCAAACAUUUACCCUCACACUUAAGGCCUCCAGUCCCAGGCACCUUACUUCUCACGUCAUGUGACUUUAAAGAAGGCCCCACCAGACUACAGCAGCAUGGAAGUGUAUGUUGCACUGGGGGUAACUGUUGGCGUGGAACUACCCUGCUAGUGUCAUGUUUUUCUUCGGUUAUUGGUGUUUUUAGCAUUCUUCACCAGAAGCAGUAAACGGAGGCAAAAAUCAAAUCAAUUGAAAACGCUUCAGAGACGUGCAUAGAAACUCUUGAAAUUGACUUAAAGUGUAUAAAGAUCGCAAGCUCACUUCACUCACGCACAGCUGUAGCAUAUCUCAUUGAUUACAGUGGGUACUUUUCAUCCACGCAUAAAGAAUGCUUACGCUAAAUAUCCAGUAUAAUCUGUACCUGCACUUGGGCCUCUAACUCUGUCUCCCUCUCUGUGGUUUGUGACAGGUGUGUGUGGCCUGAUCGUUCCUCAGGAGGACAUGCCCUUCUGUGACUCGGGUAUCUGCCCUGACAUCAUCAUGAACCCGCACGGCUACCCCUCCAGAAUGACGGUACGGUACCACCACACAGUUCAACAUCACCUAUUCUUUGCUUUGGGGGGUACAAGGACCCACUCAUGGGAACUGAAUGUGAGAGAUCAGACUUUGUUUGGUUAUCAAAAUAUUCCAAGUUUCACGUGGCUUUUAACUUGUGGGGAAAAUGAAUUAUAUUUUGUUUUGUUAAGAGUUUAUAGUUUGAAACCUAGGCCCCAAAGCCUUCGAUAGCUCUCACUCACUUUCUACACUUAUUUUCUUUCUGAUGUCCAACACAAGCAGAAGCCCAACAGAAGCUGUUGUGUUGACUCUCAAUCUUCACAGGUUUCAAUUGGCCCUUUAGAGACAAAGUGCUCAUUAUCCCCCGUACUCUAUUGGCUGGGUUAUCAUUGGCCUCCAGAACACACGUCCCCAUAGGCUGGGUUAUCAUGGGCCUCCAGAACACACGUCCUUUGGCUGGGUUAUCAUGGGCCUCCAGAACACACGUCCUUUGGCUGGGUUAUCAUGGGCCUCCAGAACACACGUCCUUUGGCUGGGUUAUCAUGGGCCUCCAGAACACACGUCCAUAGGCUGGGUCAUCAUGGGCCUCCAGAACACACAUCCAUUGGCUGGAUUAUCAUGGGCCUCCAGAACACACGUCCAUAGGUUGGGUUAUCAUGGGCCUCCAGAACACACAUCCAUUGGCUGGAUUAUCAUGGGCCUCCAGAACACACGUCCAUUGGCUGGGUUAUCAUGGGCCUCCAGAACACACGUCCAUUGACGACACUAAGCAGGCAAUCUUACUGUUCACUAACAGAUAUCGGUUGCUGUGGAAACCGCUGUUAGGGAAGUUUGGUAGCUACUGGUAUUCAGUUUUUUUUUUUUAACAAUGGACCUAAAAGGCUGAAUGACACCUGAUGAAAUCUUUGCAACAUAUGACAAAGUUAUUUAUUUCAUAUAAAAGUGUGGACUGUGUAGCAGCAUUACACAGUCCAGGGGGGGGAACUACACAUUCCUGGUGUAGUAUUCAGAAUUAUUUCAUUUAUUUCUGAACAGACGCAGUAAUUCUAUAACUUUGGCUAAUGUAUUGAAAUUUAUCAGGUGUGCUGCGGCACCGCCAGCACCCUUCCCGCGGCUAUGAUUCUUUAAGGAAAUAAAUGAAGUGCAUCGCUGGAGAGAUGAGUUGCAGGCUCAUGUCUAUCAGAGCGAGAUCAUAGAACGUGAAUCUCAUUCUAGUUCUGUGAGAGAUACGGGUGCGCUUCUCUCUCACCACAGCAAUGGCCACGCAUUGGUCUAUAUAGGCUACACUGUUAAUCAAACCAUAAGCUAAACCCGGGCCGGCCCAACACAAAUCAAUUCUUGCAAUAUCAGGCACGUUUUCACAUUAUGUUUCUUAGAGGGCAGGAGAAUUACAGAGUCAACUUGAAUUAAGCACUUCUACUGCCUCUGUUUUAUAUAUAGUUUAAUUUUCCUUGUUGACAGUGGUCUCUUAUCAUUGGCUAGCAUUGUCAUGGACAGGACACAUCAAUGGUUGGCUGGAGAGAAUGAUCAUGUGUGCUAAAGUUAAGAGGUCAGGGGGUCCUUCUGCCUGUGACCUUAGUGGUAGCUUCUGCACAACCCACAACCGCCACACUCCUGCUGGGUUUCUGUUUCCCUCUGGCACUUAAUUGAUCAAUCAAUGUUAUUGAUUAGCUAGAGAAUGCACACACUGGUUAGCCAGUUCUAAAUUAAUCUCAUUAAAAUAGGACAUAAACCACUGAACCAGUAAAACUGUGUACUGUUAACGUUAAAUGCUCUAGAACACGAGUUAUUGCUCUUUCAUCUAAUCUUAAACAUAGUUUCGUUCAUUAUCAUCCCGUAUGUACUGUCUUGAAAUGAUUGUGAUGAGACAAGUUGUAUUCAUUAGGGCACACUGUAGCAAAAUGUUUAGAAAAUUAGUAUUUCUUAUUGGACAAGUUCAGGUAGUCCCUCCCUAUUUCAGUCAGUUUUUUGCCCCGUUUGGUGCCUAAUGAAAGGACCCUGUCUCCUCCACCAGGUGGGGAAGCUGAUUGAGCUGCUGGCUGGUAAAGCGGGGGUGAUGGACGGGAGGUUCCACUAUGGCACGGCCUUCGGGGGCAGCAAGGUAAAGGACGUGUGCGAGGACCUGAUCCGCUAUGGGUACAACUACCAGGGCAAGGACUACGUCACCUCGGGCAUCACCGGGUAAACACACAGACCUAUUUUGAGUAGGAGACAUGGAAUGGAUGAGUGUUGUAUGUUAGCCUGGUUAAAUCGGACUGUUUGAUACGAGAAGUGAAACAGUGGUGAAUGCAUUGUUCAGUCUGGUUUAACCAGGAUAGUUGUAUUUAUGAAUGUAUACAUCAUGUAUGAGCAUUACAGCAUGGCUACGAACAUGACUUCUGUAUACACUGUUUUAACAGUAUUAUACACGUUAUUAGGCACACCACCCCGUUCAUGAAAAUGGUUCGCGCCUACAGACCGUGAGUCACGUGGCCGUGGCUUGCUAUAUAAAGCAGGCAGACAGGCAUCAAGGCAUUCAUUUACUGUUCGAUUGAAUGUUAGAAUGGGCAGUGCCAGGCGCGCCAGAUCCAGUAUCUCAGAAACUGCCGCCCUCCUGGGCUUCACGCACGACAGUGUCUAGGGUUUACCGACAAUGGUGCGUCAAACAAAAUACAUCCAAUCAGCAGCAGUCCUGUGCAAGCUAACAGGCGGGCCACAAACGGGCAAAUACAGUGGUGUGCAGAACGUAAUCUCAGAACGCACAACUCGUCGGUCCUUUUCAUGGAUGGGCUAUUGCAGCAGAUGACCAAACCGGGUUCCACUUCUAUCAGCUAAAAACAAGAAGACACGGCUCCAAUGGGCACGCGAUCACCAACACUGGACAAUUGAGGAGUGGAAAAACAUUGCCUGGUCUGACAAAUGCCGGUUCCUCUUGAGUCAUGCUGAUGGCAGAGUCAAGAUUUGGCGUAAGCAGCUUGAGUCUAUGGCCCCAUCUUGCCUGGUGUCAACGGUACAGGCUGGUGGUGUAAUGGUGUGGGGAAUGUUUUACUGGCACAAGUUAGGUCCCUUGAUACCAAUUGAGCAAUGUUUCCAUGCCCCAAAGAAUUCUGGCUGUUCUGGAGGCAAAGGGGGGUCCGACCCGGUACUAGAUGGUGAAUCUAAUAAACUGGCCACUGAGUGUCUGCUAUUAUAGGCAUUCUCUAGCUCAGUGUUUCUCAAUCCUGGUCCUGGGGACCCAAACAGGUGCACAUUUUAGUUUUUUCCCUAGCACUAACACAGUUGAUUCAACUAAUCAACUCAUCAGGCCUUUGAUUUGAAUCCGGUGUCUUGAGUGCUAGGGCAAAAACUAAAAUGUGCACCCAUUUGGGUCCCCAGGACCAGUAUUGAGAAACACUGCUCUAGCUGUAAAGCCCCAGAAUUUGAUGAUGGGUUGUGUUCUCUCCCUCAGAGAGCCAAUUGAGGCCUACAUCUACUUUGGACCAGUGUAUUAUCAGAAGCUAAAGCACAUGGUGCUGGACAAGAUGCACGCCAGAGCCCGCGGCCCCAGAGCUGUGCUCACCAGGUAAGAUAAAUCCAGAAACUUUAAAUGCAGACAGAGAAAUAUACAGAGUUUGGCUAACUUUUACACAGGACGCCAUUUUAACACCUUUUCUUAAAUGGUUGGUGAUGUAAUAAUACCAUAGCCCCAAAAAGUUUUACUUGGCUGUGUUUGCAUGAUACCUCCCCAUCUAAUAUUACAGUAUUGUACUCUAUUGGGCAGUGGUGUAAAGUACUUAAGUAAAAAUACUUUAAAGUACUACUUAAGUAGUUUUGGGGGGUAUCUGUACUUCACUACAUUCCUAAAGAAAAUAAUGUACUUUUUACUCCAUACAUUUGGAGUACCUCAAAGUACUCGUUACAUUUUGACAGGAAAAUGGUCCAAUUCACACACUUAUCAAGAGAACAUCCCUGGUCAUCCCUACUGCCUCUAAUCUGGCGGACUCACUAAACACAAAUGUUUCGUUUGUAAAUUAUGUCUGAGUGUGCCCCUGGCUAUCAGUCAAAUAAAAACAAAUUAAGAAAAUUGUGCCGUCUUGUUUUGCUUAAUACAAGGAAUUUGAAAUGAAUUCUACUUUUACUUUUGAUACUUAUGUACAUUUUAGCAAUUCCAUUUGCUUUUGAUACUUAAGUAUAUUUAAAACCAAAUACUUUUAGACUUAUACUCAAGUAGUAUUUUACUGGGUGACUUUCACUUUUACUUGAGUCAUUUUCUAUUAAGGUAUCAUUACUUUUACUCAAGUAUGAAAAUGGAGUACUUUUUCCACUGCUAUUGGGUCAUAUUGAAACUUCAAAAUAAUAUUUGUUGACUAAGUACAGAAAGUAGUCCUUGAGCCAUACUUUACCUGAUUUCCCCCCCCCCAUCUUACCUGCCUGUGUCUCAUGCUGCUGUUCACCCCAGACAGCCCACGGAGGGGCGCUCUAGAGACGGAGGCCUACGUCUGGGGGAGAUGGAGCGUGACUGUCUGAUUGGCUACGGGGCCAGCAUGUUGCUGCUGGAGCGCCUCAUGAUCUCCAGCGACGCCUUCGAGGUGGACGUGUGCGGUCAGUGUGGCCUGCUGGGAUACUCCGGGUGGUGAGUGUUCUUUUUGGUCCUUCUGUGAUACCUUAUAAUAGUAGUCAGAAUCGACGUUGAUACCAAGGAUUUGUUUCCUUGUAUUGUAGCUGCAGAUUUAACUGCUUACAACCAAUCAAGUAUUUGAUGUGUGUGUCUCCAGGUGCCACUACUGUAAGUCCUCCUGUCACGUGUCCUCGUUGCGGAUACCCUACGCCUGCAAACUGCUCUUCCAGGAGCUGCAGUCCAUGAACAUCAUCCCCCGCCUCAAACUAGCACGCUACAACGAGUAA
Molecule: messenger RNA, 30401 nt
Organism: Coregonus sp. 'balchen'
Lineage: Eukaryota; Metazoa; Chordata; Actinopteri; Salmoniformes; Salmonidae
Source: the annotation of a GenBank genome assembly